Folsomia candida is the source of this 910-nucleotide messenger RNA. RefSeq lists its product as uncharacterized. The coding region runs from base 17 to 832 and encodes 271 amino acids. Lineage: Eukaryota; Metazoa; Arthropoda; Collembola; Entomobryomorpha; Isotomidae. The transcript has a single exon. The record is from RefSeq and is a predicted model, not a curated record.
CAGCAAUAUUAAUGGCAUGAUUAUAAAUGAAGGCUACAACGGUUAUUAUCAUCAAGAACCCGACAACGGAUACAUUGAACAAGAGCCAAGCGUAGAUAUUGGACAGUAUUAUGAGCAAUAUUAUGACCAUGCAACCAGCCCACCAAACAUCAACAAUUAUUAUCACCAUCCGUUAAAUAAAAUGCAAUAUCCAGUAGUGACAAAGUACCCACAAGAACCUCAAGCAAACACUGAUAAUAUUAAAAUAUAUAAAGAAAAUCAGAGCAAUAAACCAGCAACAAGAAAUCAAAAAUCACCACCUGACCAAGAUCAACCACCUCAAAAACGCCCUGGAAAUAGCAAUCCUUUGCCAAUGCCAACAGUAGAACAAUCUCCAUCACACCAUGGUGGUGGUGGUGGCGGCGGCGUUAAAGGAGGAUGGGGUUCAGGUCAUGACGACUGGGGACCAUCUGAGAUUUGGAACGCGAUGAAAACAUACUGGAAGAAAAGUGAUAGCAAAUCAACUGCUCAAAAGGUUUUCGAAGUGUCCAUCGGGAUUCUCUCAUUUUUAGCGUUCGGAGGAUACUUGCUCAUGCUCAUUUAUCAAGUUUUUGCUGUAACCACAGCCGUUCCAUUCUUUCCUUUAUUAUCCUCCACGGUCCCACAGAAUCCAACACUUUUCGGAUUAUUGUUUGGCCGAAGCAUAGAAUCGGAUAAUGGGGUUUAUCGAUUCAACCCAAACGAAUUAGUAAAUGGAAAAUAUAUCGAAGAAUUGGAACGCAUCGUCAAAACUGCAAUGGAUAAGGUGAGACUGCAGUGGUCUGGUUUUGUGGUGGGUGAAAUGCAUAAAUAAUAAGUUAGUAAUUAUUUGUUACUUAUUAAGUAUUAUAUACGUAAUGAUAUACAAUAAAUAUCUGUACCAUUGAAAGAA